CUGUCCUUGAACAACAACAACAGUACACAUUUCGUUUGACAUUAGAGUGUAAGAGGGCAUCUGUGACUGCCAGAAGCUUGUAUCUUCUUUGAACUGGUGCAGGAACAGUGUUGCUGAUUUUUUGGUUGAGCAGCGACCUGUAGUGGAAUAUGUUUUCCAAGCAUGUUCAGGUUUGUCAAAGGAUUGCUCUCCCCUUGCUGCAGCUGGUUUAUCGGGAGAAGGCGACUGCGGCUGCAGCCGCUGUAAAACCUUUCAUAUUUCAAGAGAUUUUGGAGCAGGAAAAGAAAGCAGAUGUGACGUGGAAGAAAGUGACUGGUGAUCAUGUUUCCACAUUUGACGUCAAAGGUAAGAAGGUGCUGCACAUAAAUCCAGAGGCUCUGACCAUGCUAGCAGAGCAGGCCAUGAUUGACAUAGCUCACCUUUUGAGGCCAGGCCAUUUGCAGCAACUGUCAAAUAUUCUAAAGGAUCCGGAUGCCUCUGACAAUGACCGUUUUGUGGCAUUGGAACUGCUUAAAAAUGCAAACAUUGCAGCAGGGAUGGUCCUUCCAGGCUGUCAGGAUACAGGCACAGCUAUUUGUAUAGGUAAAAAAGGUCAGCGAGUGUGGACUGAAGGUAGAGAUGAAGAGGCCAUCUCCCGUGGAAUCUACAACACUUACACAUCCAAGAACCUCCGCUAUUCUCAGGUGGCCCCCAUGGAUAUGUAUUCAGAGAAGAACACAGGGACAAACCUGCCAGCUCAGAUAGAGAUCUAUGCCACAGACUCAGGACAGUACGAUUUCCUAUUCAUGGCUAAAGGAGGUGGCUCUGCCAACAAGACAUUCCUCUAUCAGCAAACCAAAGCUCUUCUUAACCCAGAAAAACUUCUCAAGUUUGUGGAUGAGAAAAUAAAGACACUUGGCACAGCUGCCUGUCCCCCGUAUCACCUGGCCUUUGUAGUGGGUGGUACAUCUGCCGAGUAUAACCUCAAAACAGUCAAACUGGCAUCUGCACGCUACCUGGAUAAUCUCCCUUCAUCAGGUAACGAGCAUGGACGAGCUUUCCGUGACCAUGAGUUAGAGAAGACCAUCCAUGAGCUGACCCAGAGGACAGGCAUUGGGGCGCAGUUUGGGGGCAAGUACUUCUGCCAUGAUGUGCGGGUGGUACGUCUCCCUCGUCACGGGGCGUCCUGUCCUGUGGGUAUCGGGGUCUCCUGCUCCGCUGAUAGACAGAUUUUGGGUAAGAUUACAGACGAGGGUGUGUUUUUGGAGCAGCUGGAGACAAACCCAGCCAAAUAUUUACCUGAAGUGACAUCUGAUGAUCUUAGUGGGGAUGUUGUGGAGAUAAACCUCAACCAGCCAAUGAAUGAAAUGUUAGCUGAACUUAGCAAACAUCCAAUCAAAACUCGAGUGAGCUUAACUGGCACUCUCAUCGUUGCUAGAGACAUCGCUCACGCUAAGCUCAAAGAGAGGUUGGAUAGUGGAGAGGGUUUGCCUCAGUAUGUAAAGGAUCACCCUAUUUAUUACGCAGGUCCAGCAAAGACUCCAGAGGGUUAUGCCAGUGGUUCGUUUGGCCCAACCACGGCUGGCCGUAUGGAUUCCUAUGUCGCAGAAUUCCAGGCAAAUGGUGGCAGUAAAAUCAUGCUGGCUAAAGGCAACCGCAGUAGGCAGGUGACAAAUGCAUGUAAGGAACACGGAGGGUUUUACCUCGGCUCUAUAGGGGGCCCGGCAGCCAUCUUAGCACAGAACUGUAUUAAGAAAGUGGAAGUGUUGGAGUAUCCUGAACUAGGUAUGGAAGCCAUAUGGAAGGUGGAAGUUGAAAAUUUCCCAGCAUUCAUUGUGGUUGAUGACAAAGGAAAUGACUUCUUCCAAAAGUGGCAGGUUGAAUAAUUUAGUACUGGACAUGAAUUGUAAAUGUACGUAGUACAAAAAUGGAGAUAUAUAAAUUAUCCCUGUUUAGUUUUACGGAAGAGAAACAUCAAGAUAUGGGGGAGUUUUUAUCACAGAAAUAUUCACGAGGAAAUGGAAAAAACAGUGUGCUUGAUCAUUGUUUUCAUGCCAGUUUUGCAGAUAAGAUUUCGCUUGAGAGGAGAUAUAUAUAUAUACGUAAGCAUGUAUUCUUUAAGAACUGUAUAUUAAAUUGUCAGAUAUUAAUGAAUCACUGAACCGCAUUCAAGCAGGAGGGGUGAAAGUUAUAAAAUUUGGGGGUGGGAGGGGCAGUGGCUGAUGCAGCUGAAGAAGCCUCCCCAAUUUAAUUUCAGGAGGGGGAAUUCAAUCCCCCCAGUUCCCCGGGUCGGCCACCUAUGCAUGGUACCCUAAUCCCUCAACUUUUUCUCGUGUGAAAGAGCAACUUUCAGAGCAUUUUAUGCUCAUUUUUAAGUUUGGUUUGGAGACAAAACUAGAUUGUUUGGAUUGGCCAAUUAGAGGGCUUCACAAACAGUGUAAUUUGACAAAUCUGCACAGGAUGAUACCUUCAGAAUAUGCUUGAAUAAACACCUUGCAAGAUUUGUAAAUGCAAUGGAACCUUUUCAGAAAAGGAACAGCUGUGUUGACUUCAGUUUACAGGUAUUGAUUUUUGUCUGUACAUUUACAGAUCUGGCUGUAUAUUUCAUUGCGACGUAAUGUUUAUGUGUUCUGUCAUACAAAUGUACUAGUGCUAUUAUGCCAAUAGAUUGUUUGCCUUUUUGAGCUUAAUGCCAAAGGACGGCAGUCUGUAUUAAGAGGCACAUAGUAAAGCGUUGAUGUACUUUUACUUAUGGUUUUAAUUCAGCAUGAAGGGUUAUGUGAUAGAAAAUAUUUGGGGUAUUACAUUUAGAGUGGAUAAAAUUGACAUGUAAUAUGUGCAUAAUGUUUCGACAGAUAUUGAUGCAUUGUCAUGCUGCAAAUUGACUUGUUCAUGUUUAGAAGCCUAAUCAUAUUCUCUUUAACACUUCACAUGUAUUAGAGAAGGUCAAAGUGUAAGCUUAACUUUUUCCAGAAUUUAUUUAUUUGCAAUAAUACUGGAUAUUAAAAAAAAAAAAGGAAAAAAAAAAAAGAGUUCAUAACAUUGAUGUGAUAAGUUUUGGGUCAUUGACAUAGAGGCUGUUUACACGUGAAGAAAAUGGAUAUUGAUUUGAAUACACAUGCAGUUCCAGCCAGCAAACAUGGUUACAAACUGUGGGUAACAAGAUUUAUAGGUAGAUGCACAUUAGUGUUUGUUAUUGUUUUAUGAACGACCUGUGUAUCGUUUAAGUGUUGUAUUUUAUGCACAGUACUGUUAUUUGGUGUCUUUGAUGAUUUGGGCAGUUGUCCUGUGCAGGUUUAACCCCAACAUGUAGAGGUUCUUAAAAGUUUCCUCACUACUGUAACUUGUAGAGGGCCUUUAUUAUGAACAUUUCAUACAAAA
This is a messenger RNA of Liolophura sinensis, 3360 nucleotides long. RefSeq names its product fumarate hydratase class I, aerobic-like. Lineage: Eukaryota; Metazoa; Mollusca; Polyplacophora; Chitonida; Chitonidae. The record is from RefSeq and is a predicted model, not a curated record. The transcript is spliced from 13 exons. The coding region runs from base 150 to 1865 and encodes 571 amino acids. Gene Ontology annotation, molecular function: fumarate hydratase activity. Gene Ontology annotation, biological process: generation of precursor metabolites and energy.